Molecule: messenger RNA, 1194 nt
Organism: Oryza brachyantha (malo sina)
Lineage: Eukaryota; Viridiplantae; Streptophyta; Magnoliopsida; Poales; Poaceae
Product: peroxidase 5-like
Exons: 2
Coding region: 47-1072 (341 amino acids)
Biological process (GO): response to oxidative stress; hydrogen peroxide catabolic process
Cellular component (GO): plasmodesma; plant-type cell wall
Molecular function (GO): heme binding; peroxidase activity
Source: RefSeq, a predicted model, not a curated record
UGCCUAGCUUGCGUUGUGUGUAUGGCAGAUCAUACAUAAUACAACGAUGGGGAGACGAACGAUGACGCGGUCGAUCGCGACGGCGGAAUCGGCGGUGCUGUCGCUGUGCGCCCUGGCUGUCGUGUGUGGCGGUUUCCCUGCCAACGACGGGUCGUCGCUGCGUCCCGGCUUCUACGCGGCGACGUGCCCGCAGGCGGAGACCAUCGUGCGCCAGGAGGUCGCCAGGGCGCUCUACGCCAACGCCGGCCUCGCCGCCGGCCUCGUCCGGAUGCACUUCCACGACUGCUUCGUCAGGGGGUGCGACGGGUCGGUGCUGCUGGAGUCGACGCCGGACAGCGCCGCGGAGAGGGACUCGCCGAUCAACAACCCGAGCCUGCGCGGCUUCGAGGUCAUCGACAGCGCCAAGGUUCGCCUGGAGGCCGCCUGCCCCGGCGUCGUCUCCUGCGCCGACGUCCUCGCCUACGCCGCCAGGGACAGCGUCGCGCUCACGGGGGGGCCGCGCUACGACGUGCCGGGCGGCCGGAGGGACGGCACGGUGUCGCUCGAGUCGGAGGUGGCGGACAACAUCCCGGCGCCGACUUUCACCCUCGACGAGCUCACCCGGAGCUUCGCCGCCAAGGGCCUCACCCAGGAGGAGAUGGUCACCCUGUCCGGCGCGCACACCAUCGGCCGGGCGCACUGCACGUCGUUCAGCGACCGCCUCUACAACUUCAGCGCCAUGGGCGCCGCGGACCCCAGCGUCGACCCGGCGUUCCUGUCGCAGCUCCGCCGCGCAUGCCCCGCCGGGCCCGACGGCGCCGUGGACGCCAACCUCGCCGUGCCCAUGGAGCCGCGCACGCCGAACGGCUUCGACGCGCUCUACUACUGGGCCGUCCUCCGCAACCGCGGCCUCUUCACCUCCGACCAGGCGCUGCUGUCCAGCCCACCCACCGCCGCGCAGGUCAGGCAGAGCGCGUACGGCGGCUACCCGUGGAAGCUCAAGUUCGCCGCCGCCAUGGUGAAGAUGGGACAGGUCGAGGUGCUCACCGGCAGCAGCGGCGAGAUCAGGACCAAGUGUGCCGCUGUCAACUGAACGAUCCAUUUGUUUGCUCAUCUCUCAGUUUGCUUCCACCCGUGUGGUAAUAAUUUGUUGCAAACGAGCUAGCUAAGCUCGCUCCUAGCUCUGCUCUGCUGCUUGGGAUCCACUCUGUUAUG